GCUGAAGAUUAAAAAUAAGUAGAGCGUAAUCAACAACACAAGAAUAUAACAUGGAAACUUCAAAGUCGGAGAAAAAACCACGAUUGUUGUCGAUACCAACAACCAGAGAGUAACAUUAUGUGAAAAUUGUUACAAACGUAGACUAUCCUCAACCAUCUCACGACGGUUUGUCUUUGUCUUUGUCGUUUUUGGGUUCAACCACCAUGCAAUCUGCGAUUUUAUAUCUGCAACACUAGCUACAUAUGAGUCCAGUCAAAACAAAUUGUCUUAAAUCCUCAACCAAAAGCUUCCAUGGUUUCCUCAUUUCCAAUGCUCGUGUCCAUGAAGUGUGUACUCUCUUGGCUGUUCUUUUCAAUGUACUUUUGUGCAUUCAUAACUAGCACUUCUUCAAUUGUUGGUUCUUCCCUUACAAUAUCAUCAUCUACUUCUUCAUCUUUACAAAGUAGUGAAGAAGCAAGUGCUUUGUUGAAGUGGAAAUCAAGUCUUGACAACCAAAGCCAAACCUUACUAUCUUCAUGGAAUGGCAAUAAUUCAUGCAACAACUGGCUUGGAAUUACAUGUGAUGAAGAUUCCAUAUAUGUUACUUAUGUAAAUCUCACAAACUUGAGAUUGAAAGGUACACUCAAAAGUCUUAACUUCACAUCACUUCCAAAUAUUCUUACUCUUGAUCUUAGUUUCAACUUCUUGAAUGGAAGUAUUCCUAACCAUAUUGGAAUGUUGUCCAAACUUUCUUAUCUUGAUCUUAGUGACAAUCUUCUCUUAGGAGAAAUUCCAUAUGAAAUAACACAUUUGACUAAUCUUCAAAUUUUAGAUUUGUCUCAUAAUUUUCUUAAUGGUAUCAUUCCUAAAGGAAUAGGUUCAUUAAGGAAUCUAAGAGAACUUCAUAUCUCAUUUUCAAAUCUAACUGGUAAUAUACCAAUUUCAAUAGGGAACUUGUCCUUCUUGUCACACUUGCAUUUAGAAAGAAACAAACUUUCUGGAGAAAUCCCACCUACUAUUGGAAAAUUAACAAAGAUAAAAAAUCUAUAUCUUCAUGACAAUAACCUUUCUGGAUCAAUUCCUCGAGAAAUUGGGAAGUUAUUACAGAUGAAAAAAUUAUUUCUUUUCGAUAAUAAUAUUUAUGGAUCUAUUCCUCGUGAAAUCGGGAAAUUGUUGAACAUGACAAAUCUACUUCUUGACAACAAUAAUCUUUAUGGUUCCAUUCCUAGUGAAAUCGGAAUGAUAAGAUCUAUGAAAGACAUUGAUUUGUCAAAUAAUAGUCUCUCUGGUAAAAUCCCGGCUACAAUUGGAAACUGGAGCAAUUUACGAUAUCUUGGCUUUGGUGGAAACCACCUCAGUGGGAAAAUUCCGAAGGAAUUGAAUAUGCUUGCUUCUAGUAAUUUGCAAGAUUUCCAUGUCUAUGAUAAUAAUUUAAUUGAUCAGAUGCCUUAUAACAUUUGUCGUGGCGGAAAGCUGGAAUACGUUAGUGCUUUUAAUAACCAUUUUACAGGGUCAGUUCUAAAGAGUUUGAAGAAUUGUUCUAGCCUUAUUAGACUUAGGCUUGAACAUAACUAUUUUGAUGGAAACAUAACUGAUGAUUUUGGUGUAUACCCAAAUUUGAUGUUUUUGGGAUUGGAUGACAAUAAUUUUUAUGGCCACCUUUCAUCAAACUGGGGAAAGUUUCAUAACUUGACACACAUUCACAUCUCCAAAAAUAAUAUCUCAGGUUGUAUACCACCCGAACUCGGUGAAGCACCUAGCCUAUAUUCAAUUGACUUAUCUUCAAACCAUAUUACAGGAAAGAUACCAAAAGAGUUAGGCAAUUUGACUAUGUUGGGAAGACUCUUUUUAAGCAACAACAAUCUUUCUGGUAAUAUUCAUGUACAAUUAACAUUAUUAAAGGGACUUGAAAUCUUAGAUGUUGCAGCAAAUAAUCUAAGUGGUUUCAUCACAAAAGACCUUUUCAGUUUUCCUAAAUUAUUGAACUUAAAUUUGAGCCAUAACAAAUUCAGAGGAAAUAUUCCUGUUGAGUUUGGAAAUUUUAAAGUCCUUCAAAUUCUUGAUCUUAGUGGAAAUUUUUUGGAUGGAACCAUACCACCAAUGCUUGGAAAGCUGAAAUACUUAGAAACAUUGAAUAUUUCACAUAACAAUCUUUCUGGUUUCAUCCCCACUUCCUUGGAUCAAAUGAUUAGUUUGUGGUUGGUUGAUAUAUCAUAUAACCAGUUGAAAGGUCCACUUCCAAAUAUGCGAGCAUUCAAUAACGCUACAUUUGAAGUGUUGAGAAAUAAUACAGGCUUGUGCGGUAAUGUUUCUGGCUUGAAGCCCUGCAUAAAACCAACUAGUGGAUCUCAUAAUAAUAAGACUAAGAAGGUGAUUUUUUUCAUAGUUUUACCUCUAGCACUAGGAACUCUAAUGCUAGCGAUCGUUUGUUUCAAGUUCUCGUAUUGUUUCUACCAUUCGUCAACCAUAAGAGAAGACCAGGUUGAAAGAAACAUCACUACUAAAAAUGUAUUAACAAUAUGGAGUUUUGAUGGAAAAAUGGUGUAUGAGAACAUUAUUGAAGCCACAGAAGAGUUUGAUGACAAACAUCUCAUUGGAGUAGGAGCGCAUGGUAGUGUUUACAAAGCAAAGUUGCAGUCAGGUCAAGUUGUUGCUGUUAAAAAACUCCAUUCGGUGGCAGAUGCAGAAAACCCCAAUCUAAAAUCAUUCACAAAUGAGAUCCAAGCUCUAACAGAAAUUCGGCAUCGCAACAUUGUGAAGCUAUAUGGAUUUUGUUCACAUUCACACCUGUCAUUUUUGGUUUACGAGUUCAUGGAGAAAGGUAGUUUGGAAAAGAUUUUGAAAGAUGACGAGGAAGCAAUUGCAUUUGAUUGGAAUAAGAGGGUGAAUGUUAUUAAAGAUGUAGCUAAUGCUUUAUGCUACAUGCACCAUGAUUGCUCCCCUCCGAUUGUUCAUCGAGAUAUAUCAAACAAGAACAUUCUUCUGGAUUUAGAAUAUGUGGCUCGUGUCUCCGACUUUGGAACAGCUAAGCUUCUUAAUCCUAAUUCAUCCAAUUGGACCUCUUUUGCAGGCACCUUUGGAUAUGCUGCUCCAGAACUUGCAUACACAAUGGAAGUGAAUGAGAAAAAUGAUGUGUAUAGUUUUGGAGUAUUAGCACUGGAAAUACUUUUUGGAAAACACCCUGGAGAUAUUGUAUCUAAUUCUUUACAAUGGAUUAUCAUGGGAUCCACACUUGAUAGUAUGCCAUUGAUGAAUAAGUUGGAUCAACGUCUCUCUCGUCCGGUGAAUCAUCGACAAACUAAGGAGUUAGUAUGCAUUGCAAAGACAACAAUUUCUUGUUUGGUUGAUAGUCCACAAUCUCGCCCUACCAUGGAGCAGGUUUCUAGGGAGCUUUUAAGUGUGUAGUCUUCUUCAAUGGAUAUAUGCUUAAAUGUUACUUCUUCUACUUAGUUUUUGU
Messenger RNA from Trifolium pratense (red clover), 3436 nucleotides. Its product is annotated as MDIS1-interacting receptor like kinase 2-like. Gene Ontology annotation, molecular function: protein kinase activity; protein binding; ATP binding. The transcript has 3 exons. Gene Ontology annotation, biological process: protein phosphorylation. The coding region runs from base 292 to 3384 and encodes 1030 amino acids. Lineage: Eukaryota; Viridiplantae; Streptophyta; Magnoliopsida; Fabales; Fabaceae. The record is from RefSeq and is a predicted model, not a curated record.